Molecule: messenger RNA, 847 nt
Organism: Tigriopus californicus
Lineage: Eukaryota; Metazoa; Arthropoda; Copepoda; Harpacticoida; Harpacticidae
Exons: 3
Coding region: 238-693 (151 amino acids)
Source: RefSeq, a predicted model, not a curated record
UUUGCAAAAACACUGGAGUCGGCGCCAAGAACAAAAUGCAUUAUUUCAGGUGUUCACUAAAAGUACGAUUGUCUUGUUUUAAGGAUGUUAGGGUCAGCGCACAAAUACAUCAACUUCAUUAUCUUGCCGCCCGUUUCCAGCGAAAUUAGUUAGGGUGAAUGACGCGUCAGCGGGGAUAUAAAUGUUUGACGUGCAUGCAAUCACUAGAUAAUCCAAAUCCAUCGAGAGGGUUAGUUGAUGAACAAAAUGUCACGUGCCCAGUGUGGACUAUUCGUCCUAAGCUGUCUCUUGAGCCAGUGUUGGAUUCCAGCCUGGACUCGAUCUCUCACCUUGAUUGAAACUGCAAAUUGUGCGUCCAUCUCUCAAGCGUGCUUUGAGAGUGCCGAUUGUUGUUCAAGCGAAUGUCACGAAGACCGGCAUUUUUGUUGCGUCCCUGAAGGAGCUAGGUGUUUGGGUGAGGACGGAACGUGCUGCAGCGGGUUUUGCGAUCCUGACGUGGCCAUGUGUGGUCAACGCCCCCCCGGGACGAACACGACCGCCUCCAUGACCGUUCCUAUCUACAGUGACAACAUCAUGUGGCACACCCACCAUGACGACCAACAUGGCAACAUGAAUCAGAACUCCCUUGAAAGCGAUGGGACGGCUCCAAAGACCAGAUUCAUUUGGAAUGGGCAAUCCAGUAGCGACUUUUGACUUGAGUUGACGCGUCUUGGAAUCGUCCAUCGACUAGGAUCUCAUCAACAGUAUUAACUUGAUCCAAUCAAUAUAUUGGUAAAUUUUUAACUCGUAUUGCAUAUAUAUUAAUGUUCCGCACGGCCUUUGGAAAUAAAUCUUUCUUCAAAUCUAA